CCUAGCGUCCCAGAGGAGGGAAACUCUCUCUCUCUCUCUCUCGUUCUCUCUCUCUCUCUCUCUUUCUCUCUCUGUGACUCUGUGUGGUCAGUGGUCAGUCAGUCGUAGCCUAGCUCACCAGAAGGAAACAACCAUGAGAGAGAGUACCUGCUAGCAUGCUGCACGGACAAUUGAAAACAUUUAAACUCAUGUAAAUGGUUUAUGUGAAGAUGAAAUCACACCAGCGUCUGCUGCUCAUCACGGUUUUUCUCCCACUCUCAGGUGUUUUAUGUUUUAGUGAGUUAUUUUUCAUCAAGGAGCCCCAUGAUGUCACGGUCAUGCGGAAAGAAGCUGUUAUUUUGGACUGCCAGGCGCAUGGCGAGGCACCCAUAGACGUCAGAUGGCUGAAAAAUGGAGUUAAGGUGAUGGAGAAUGAACGGGUGUAUCUUCUCUCCAACGGCUCCCUUUUUAUUUCCGAGGUGGAGAGCAGACGAGCAGACAAAUCAGAUGAAGGGUCGUAUCAGUGCCUUGCUCAGAACAAGUAUGGAUCAAUUCUGAGCCAGAAAGCCCGUCUUACAAUCGCAAGUAUUUCCUCUUUUGCAAUCCAGCCGACAUCCAUAGUGGUGACUGAAGGCUCAGUAGCCAGGUUUUCCUGUAAAGUCACUGCCCAUCCUCCUCCCAUCAUCACUUGGGAGCUCAAUCGAGUCACAUUACCCUUGGCCACUGAACGAAUCACCGUUCUGCCCAGUGGAGUUCUUCAGAUACAGGGAGUUCAGCGGGGUGAUGCUGGAAAUUACCGCUGCAUUGCCACUAACAUUGCCAGCCGACGCAGAAGCACAGAGGCCACUUUAACUGUCACACCAGCCCCCAACCCCCUUCUUCCACACAGGCCACGCAUCAUUGCUGGGCCACAGAACAUUUCAGUGUCCCUGCACCACAGUGCCAUUCUUGAGUGCAUGGCCACAGGCAAACCCCGGCCCAUCAUCUCCUGGAGCCGAGCAGACAGCAAGUCUAUUGACGUUUACAACACUAAAGUGUUAGGAAACGGCAACCUCAUCAUCUCAGACAUCAAACCCCAACAUGGCGGAGUUUAUAUGUGCAGAGCCACCACACCGGGUACUCGCAACUACACGGUUGCCUCUGCCAACAUCACUGUGUUAGCUCCCCCCUCUCUGGUGGAGUGGCCGGAGAGUCUGACCCGUCCACGUGCAGGCACAGCCCGCUUUGUGUGCCAGGCUGAAGGAGUUCCAACACCUCAAAUCACAUGGCUCAAAAAUGGCGAAAAGGUUCACUCAAAUGGUCGAAUCAAGAUGUACAACAGCAAACUGGUCAUCAACCAGAUCAUACCAGAAGAUGAUGCCAUUUAUCAGUGCCAGGCAGAGAAUGAGCUGGGAUCAGUGCUGUCUAUGGCAAGACUUAUUGUGGUGAUGUCAGAGGAUCGACCAAGUGCACCAAGGAAUAUCCAUGCUGACACCGUGUCAAGCACUGCCAUUCUUCUGACUUGGGAGAGGCCUCUUUAUAACUCUGAUAAAGUUAUUGCUUAUUCUGUGCACUACAUGAAAGCUGAAGGAUUAAACAAUGAAGAAUAUCAAAUUGUCAUUGGAAAUGAUACAACUCGCUACAUUAUUGAUGACCUGGAGCCGGCUCACAAUUACACCUUCUAUGUUGUGGCCUACAUGCCCAUGGGAGCCAGUCGAAUGUCGGACCAUGUGUUUCAGCAGACGCUGGAAGAUGUUCCACUUCGUGCCCCUGAAAUCAGCCUCACUAGUCGCAGCCCGACAGACAUCCAAGUUUCAUGGCAGCCUCUUCCAGACAAGCUGAGUCGUGGCCGAGUUUCUGGCUAUCGAUUGUCCUAUCGCACCAGUGCUGAAAGUACGGUUUCACAGAUAGAGCUGACUGGAGAGAAGACCAACUAUCUCCUGGAAAACCUGCAGCCUGAUAUGAUCUACCUCUUGCGCAUUGUUGCUGCCACCAGUGUCGGGUGGGGUGAGCAGUCUGCCUGGACAUCUCACAGGACUCCAAAGGCAUCCAGUGCACGAGUUCCAUUGGCUCCAGAACUGCAUUUGGAGUCUUUAAACUGCACUACUAUUUUGGCUCAGUGGCAGUUGGCAACUAGAAAUUCAGCUGGUGUUCAAGGAUACAAACUCUUUUAUCAUGAGGAGAGCCAACCUGAGAAUGCCCCGAUCCAGCUACGCUCCACAGACAAGGCAUUCACUAUUGGAGGUCUUGAUCCAAGGAAGAAAUACCAUGUUAAACUUCUGGCCUAUAAUUUUGUGGGAGACGGUUACCAGGCUGACCAGACUAUUAGUACACCUGGAUGUGUCUCUGUUCGAGAUCGGCUUGUACCCCCUCCACCUCCACCUCACAACGUUUAUGCCAAGACUAACAGCUCCUCUGCUGUAUUUCUACACUGGGGUCGACCUGCAUUUACCUCUAACCAUGCUGUCGACUACACAGUCCGCUGCAACCCUGUGGGUUUGCAGAACGCCUCUCUGGUGCUGUACCUUCCAACGAGUAAGCAGAGCCUCUUAGUGCAAGAUCUGGAGGCAAACACCAAAUAUGAGUUUGCUGUUCGCCUUCACCUUGAUGAGUUAUCUAGCCCCUGGAGCCCUGUGGUCUACGAGAGCACUUUCCCUGACGGUAAGCUGAAACAAAUUUCCAAAAGUGAAGGCACUCAAUUGACAUGUAAAAUUUUUAACCCAGUUCUUUUCAUCUAUCCUUGCACAGCUCCAAUGCUGCCUCCUUCAAACGUGAAAGUGACUCUGAUUGAGGGGGACGCAGCACUGGUUUCAUGGAAGCUUCCAGAUGAACCCAACAUCCCUGUGACACACUACACAAUCCUAUACACCACUAGAAAUGCAUGGAUUGCAGGGGAAUGGCAAGUGCUGCAGAGAGAAGGAACUAUAACCAUGGCCCUGCUGGAGAACCUAAAGCCUGGUCAUGUUUAUCUGGUCAAAGUCUCUGCAUCCAAUGACAUGGGUGAUGGACCAUAUUCCAACACAGUGGAGCUUAAAGUGUGGUCAGAUUUCUCCACCGACCAACGGCUCUCCACAGCCUUCUCAGAUGGUUUCUAUCACCUGGAUGAGAAAUCAGUAACGGGUAUCACUGUGGGGGUUUGCAUUGCUCUCAUGUGCAUUAUCAUCUGUGCCUUCAUUAUUGUCUGUAGAGGCAAGAACAGAAAAUCUUCUGCUGUGAAAGAAGCCAAUGCAACUACUUCAACUGAGGGUCAGCCUGAAAACACUGAUGUGACUACGCCCAUGAUGAACCAUCAGAAUCAUUUCAUUGAUACAAAGGGUGGAACAAAUCUCAUUAUUAACUCUCUUGGUCCGGUUCAAAUAGGUACUGAGAAGAAAAAGAAAUGGUUUUGCUUUGGCAGUAAUGUGAAAAAAGAUGGCAAACCAGUACAGAGUAUGGGACAUGAAGCCAUCUCCUACCAGCCUGGCUCCACAGUCUUGACAUAUCAGGAGGAAUUGUCCAUUUCUCAAGACCAGACCAGCACUCUGCAAGGCCUGCUCUGCCAUCCAGGCGAUUCCGAGGGAUCUUCCAACAGCGAAGGAAGUCACGCCACCAGUGACUCAGGUCGCUACUCUCACGAUGAGAUCGACAUGACCGACCUGUCUUCUGGAGCGAGCAGCCAUCUUCCAUCUUUGACCGCAAUGGAGAGUAGAGGCUCCGACUGUACUGUUGAUGUAGAAGGACACAACCAAGUGAUGGAAGAACGUCAGGACCACAGGAAGCUGUGGGAGCCUAUGGAGGAUGGCUUCUGUCAGCGUGAGGCCCACAACAGUUCUCAGUCUGCACUUUCUCUCCAGUGUGUGAGUUUGUCUGUGUGAGAUGUGUGUGAGAGAUGUGAGUGUGAAGGCAGUGGUAUAUUAUUUUUUUAUUUCAGAACUCAAUUGAGAAGUAUACAUUAACAGUCUCCAUUAAAAAUCAGAAAUUGUGCUUUGUUAAGAAGCACAGAGCUGUGGGACACCCUUGCUUCUUAACAUAGCAGUGUUUAAAUCCAACCAGUUACAACCUAACAACUAAUGUUUUUUUGUUUUGUUAGGACUAUGGGGUAAAAAUGAAAACACCAAACAUUCAACAAAUGUUUUCAGAUGAAGGACAGAUGUUUAAUUCU
This is a messenger RNA of Cynoglossus semilaevis (tongue sole), 4099 nucleotides long. RefSeq names its product protogenin homolog a (Gallus gallus) (gene prtga). Gene Ontology annotation, biological process: cell-cell adhesion. The record is from RefSeq and is a predicted model, not a curated record. NCBI's taxonomy places the organism in Eukaryota, Metazoa, Chordata, Actinopteri, Pleuronectiformes, Cynoglossidae. Gene Ontology annotation, molecular function: protein binding. The coding region runs from base 195 to 3812 and encodes 1205 amino acids. The transcript is spliced from 18 exons.